AUGGUCAUAAAUAUCUUUGUAUUUGUUAGUCUCAUCAUCGUUUUUGCUCGGAGGAGAAAGUCCUACAAGAACACCAUCAAUGAGUACCCUGUUUCUGAUGAACAAUCUAUGUUGCGGUUUAGUCUUGAUGAAGAUAAGCGUGCACUUCUUACAUGGGAGGUGAGGUUCAGAAUUAUCGAAGGCAUUGCUCGAGGUCUUCUUUACCUUCAUGAAGAUUCUCAGCUGAAGAUUAUUCACCGAGACUUGAAGUUGAGCAGCAUACUUUUAGAUGCUGAGAUGAACCCUAAAUUUUCAGACUUUGGGACAGCCCGGUUGUUCGAAACCGAUGUGACUCGAGCUGAAACAAGACGAAUUGCUGGAACCCGUGGAUACAUGGCUCCUGAGUACCUAAAACAUGGGCAAAUCUCAGCCAAAUCUGACGUUUAUAGCUUCGGUGCAUUGCUUCUAGAGAUGAAAGAAACAAUAGCUUCGAAGGACAAAGGACUUGCUGCUUUUGCAUGGAAGAGAUGGGUUGAAGGAAAGCCUGAGAGUAUAAUUGAUCCUUUCUUGAUAGAGGAUCCAAGAAACAAGAUCGUCAAGAUGAUCCAGAUUGGUUUUGAUACUAUCAUCAUUCCAUUACCUAAUGCUCAUGUUUUCAGUGGAAGUGAAUCCCAAUCUAAAAGUGGUACAAUGUCAAUGAGCAAUAUCUUCACAGAGUUGGGUUGUCGUUGA
This is a messenger RNA of Capsella rubella, 711 nucleotides long. RefSeq names its product cysteine-rich receptor-like protein kinase 40. The record is from RefSeq and is a predicted model, not a curated record. Lineage: Eukaryota; Viridiplantae; Streptophyta; Magnoliopsida; Brassicales; Brassicaceae. The coding region runs from base 1 to 711 and encodes 236 amino acids. The transcript has 6 exons. Gene Ontology annotation, biological process: protein phosphorylation. Gene Ontology annotation, molecular function: ATP binding; protein kinase activity.